ACCAAGAAAGCCAUCGCGUACAAGCCCAGUUUGCUCAGCUAGCCCAGCUCAACCCCCAGGAGCGCAUGGCCCGCGAGUCUACUUUGCAGCAGAGGAAGGUAUCGCUGGAAGCUUGGCUGACCCGCGAGGCACAGACACUGCAGCAGUAUCGUGUGGAGCUGGCUGAAAAGCACCAGCAGACGCUUUCACUGCUCCGCAAGCAACAAACCAUUAUCUUGGACGACGAGCUGAUUCAGUGGAAGAGGCGGCAACAGUUAGCGGGGAAUGGCGGGCCCCCUGAGGGCCCUUUGGAUGGCUUGCAGGCUUGGUAGG
This is a messenger RNA of Podarcis muralis (Common wall lizard), 312 nucleotides long. The record is from RefSeq and is a predicted model, not a curated record. Lineage: Eukaryota; Metazoa; Chordata; Lepidosauria; Squamata; Lacertidae.